AUGUACGUAUACGCAGGUCCUCAUAAACUACGUGAAUGUCUGCCUCUAGCAAUAUUAUUACGUAAUAGAUUAAAGUAUGCAUUAACAUACCAUGAGACAAAGUUGAUAGUUAUGCAGAGAUUAAUAAGAAUAGAUGGUAAGAUAAGAACAGAUCAAUGUUAUCCUGUAGGAUUUAUGGAUAUAAUAUCUAUAGAGAAAACACAACAAUAUUAUCGUCUAUUAUUAGAUACAAAAGGUAGAUUUAUACCUAGACAAAUAAAUAAGGAAGAAGCUAAUUAUAAGUUAUGUAAGGUAAAAAAAAUAUUAAUAGGUAAUAAAGGUAUACCUAUGCUUGUUACUCAUGAUGCAAGAACUAUUAGAUUCCCUCAUCCUAAUAUAAAAGUACAUGAUACUAUAAGAAUUAAUAUUGAGGACUCUAAGAUAUUGGAUACAUACAAGUUUGAAUCAGGAAAUAUAGCUAUGAUAACAGGAGGACAUAACGUAGGGAGAGUAGGUAUAAUAGUAAAUAGGGAAAGACAUCUAGGUAGUCUAGAUAUAGUACAUAUAAGAGAUACAAGAGGAAAUGAAUUUGCUACAAGAAUUAAUAAUGUAUUUAUUAUAGGAAAAGGGGAUAAACCUAUGGUAUCUCUACCUAAGGAUAAGGGUAUACGUCUAUCUAUCUUUGAGGAUAGACAGCUUAAAUUAAAAAAGAAUGCUGGAUUAUAA
Messenger RNA from Eimeria maxima, 705 nucleotides. RefSeq lists its product as hypothetical. Gene Ontology annotation, biological process: translation. The coding region runs from base 1 to 705 and encodes 234 amino acids. Gene Ontology annotation, cellular component: cytosolic small ribosomal subunit; ribosome. Gene Ontology annotation, molecular function: structural constituent of ribosome; RNA binding. Lineage: Eukaryota; Apicomplexa; Conoidasida; Eucoccidiorida; Eimeriidae. The record is from RefSeq and is a predicted model, not a curated record. The transcript is spliced from 2 exons.